Molecule: messenger RNA, 2779 nt
Organism: Parasteatoda tepidariorum (common house spider)
Lineage: Eukaryota; Metazoa; Arthropoda; Arachnida; Araneae; Theridiidae
Source: RefSeq, a predicted model, not a curated record
GUAAUUUAUGAUAAAAAGUAUUAGGGAGACACGCUAAUGUUUAAUAUCUUUUAAUCAAAUAUUAUUGAAUCAAAUGGUAAUUUAUGCAGAAAUCUUAAUUCUGUAAAAAGUAGAAACAAUCUUUUGAAACAGAAACUAAUAACCAGUCCUUAGCUUUUUUUUCUUCUGAUUUUAACUGUCUUUAAACUUAAAUUCAAUGUUGCUAUUGCAUCAAAUUGCUUUUCUUUCUAUACAAAUUAGCUCCUGAAUAUAAACUAUCCACUUUAGCUCCUGAAUAUGAACUAUUUAGCAAUAAAAAUAUUGACGAGAAACCCUGUUUGGAACGCUGGUAGGGGGAGAAUUAUUGUCGACAUCAUGAUCAACGUCAUUUUUAACCUUAUCUAUUGCAUUGAAGUUCAAUCCAAUAAGCAAAUUGCAUGCAGUGGAAAUAGUCCAUUAGAUAAUAGUAUUACAUUAUAUCAAGCCUUCGUCUUAAAGCACACAAAAAAAGUAGCUGUAAUCGUCCUAAAAAAAUUAUUAGUAUAUUUAUUUUCAAAAAACUUCAAAAUUCUGUCUUGAUUUUCUUUACUGUUUUCUUGUUGAAGAAACAGUUAAUUCUAUGCUUGAAAAAAUAAAUUAGUUUCGUGUCGUGUGAUAAAAAUGAUGUCAUCAAAGGUUUUUGUACACUAUAUAAAUAAUGAAAAAGGAUAUACAAAUAUUCAUUGCAUAGGGAUCAACUUUAGUCUCAGGGGAAAAGCGAAAUAGAUGAAUAAACAAAAUUCUAUUGCUUUUUUAAUAGUGUACAUUAUUUCCCAUCUUUGACUUUUAUAACAAAUAUAAUUUUUGUUGAUGUCUGCAUUUUAAAGUUUCAUGUAAGAAAGUUUUGAGCAAUUUAUUAUUUUUUCUUUUUAGGCACUGUUGCUUUAAUAAUAAGUUGAUGAUAAUAACUAAAACUGUGAUUGAUCAACUGUAUUCUCUAUCAUAAUGUCUUAUUAUACCUUCUAUUUCAUGAAAAUUAAUAUUCAUUCUCUCAGUUUUUUAAUGUAGACAAUGAUUUGAAAAUUAUUAAAAGCUAUUAUUUUUGAUAUAUUAAAUUAAUAUUUAAUUUUGACUUCCCAUUGAAGAAUUCAUUGACUACUGUACAUUAAAGUGUUUUUUUAAGUGCUGAAUCUUUGUUUUUUUCCCCAUUUUUAAAAGAUGUUUUAGAUUCUUAUUAUUUAAAUUAAAAACCAUUGUGGGUUGAAAUUAUUUCGAACAAAUUCAAGUGUUGAUUAGCCAAAUAAUGCCUCAUUCCUCUUUCUUAAAAUAAGGCACUAAAAAUGACGUGUCACUGAUCAUCCGCAUUUCUUCUCACAAAGUUUUGAAAAUAUUAUUUUUUUGUAUAUGAUUUUUUUAGACAAUACAAAUUCUUUAAAACUCAUUCAUGUGAUUAUUCAUUUGGAAUUAAUUUUUAUUAAAGAUAUAAAAAAAAGCUAAUCAUUUGUGGUCUUUGUAAAAAUAUAAAUAUUCCAUGGAAAAUUCCUGCUAAUUUUAUUACAUAUUUACAAUUAUGUUUCUUAUAUCUCGAUUUCAAGUGAAGUUAUAAUAGACAUUCUAUCUUAAAUACUUUGUGUAAUAUAUUUCACUAUUAUGACAAGUCCUUAUGUUUGAUGCCAUUUAACUGAAUUACUAUUUUAUGUAUUUAUAUUGUGAAAUCUAAAUAAAUAGCACAUAUAAAAACUUCGUUUGAUUUUUUUUAAUAAUUUUAAUAGAGAAUAUAAUAUAUAACAUUUGGUUCACAAUACAUAAUAGUUGUAUUCAAAUAACUAAGGAAAUUUCAAAAAAGUAUUAAAAUUUUUCAUCCUUAUUAUCUCCUUUUCAACUAAAAAAAAACGAUUGUAAUUUAUGUAUAUAUGUAUCUCAAGUAAGUUCUAUGUUUUGUUAAUAAAUAUAUCUUCGUUUGCUCGGCAUGGCUAGUGAAAUUAGUGUGCAUACACUUUCCAAGAGCAAAAGCUCUGUUGAUACCAAAGAAAAGCCUUAUUCUUGUAGUAUAUGCAAUGCAUGUUUUGCUAGAAAAGGCAAUUUAAAUCAACAUAAUAUUGUUCAUAGUGGUGAAAAACCUUUUUCUUGCAGUAUAUGUAAUGUGCGGUAUUCUCACCAAAGUUCUUUAAUUAGACAUAAUCUUGUUCAUUCUGGUGAAAAACCUUACUCUUGUAGCAUAUGUAAUAUGUGUUUUUCCCUAAAAAAUACUUUAAAAAGUCAUUAUCUUGUACAUAGUGGAGAAAAACCUUAUUCUUGUAAUCUAUGUAAUAUGCAAUUUUCUCAAAAAGGUGAUUUAAAUAGACAUAAUCGUGUUCAUACUAGAGAAAAGCCUUAUUCUUGUAGUAUAUGUGAUGAGGAUUUUUCUCAAAAAGGUCAUUUAAGUGCUCACUAUCGAGUUCAUUCUGGUGAAAAGCCUUAUUCAUGUAGUAUAUGUAACAAGCAUUUUUCUCAAAAAGGUGCUUUAUAUAAGCACAACUUUGUUCAUUCUGAUAAAAAGCCUUAUAAGUGUAAUAUAUGCAAUGAAUAUUUUGCGCAAAAAAAGAGUUUAAUAAAUCAUAAUCGUGUUCAUUCUGGUAAAAAGCCUUAUUCUUGUAAUAUAUGUAAAAUAUGUUUUGCUAGAAGAACUCUUUUAAUUGAACAUAGUAAGUUCUAUUCUUGUAGUGAGUGUAAUGUGUGUUUUUCCCAUAGAAGUAAUUUAAGUAAGCAUAAUCUUGUACAUUGUGGUAAAUAGCUUCAUUCUUGUACAGUACAGAACCCGUUAUCCGGAAAUCAAAAAACC